This is a messenger RNA of Magnolia sinica, 3604 nucleotides long. RefSeq lists its product as uncharacterized. Lineage: Eukaryota; Viridiplantae; Streptophyta; Magnoliopsida; Magnoliales; Magnoliaceae. The record is from RefSeq and is a predicted model, not a curated record. The transcript is spliced from 9 exons. The coding region runs from base 425 to 3298 and encodes 957 amino acids.
GGACUCGAAAGUAAAAACGGUCUCACUACGUUUCGACAGACAGCCGUAUACGAGAGAGGGAGAGAGGGAUUUGGGUUUUUCGCUGCAAAGCCUCUGCAAAACAUCAGAAGUGUCAAAUAGAACCUCGGAUCGAAUCACACCCAAAAAGCGCUUCCUAUCAUCAUAUCAAUACCGAUACUUCUCAGAGUCUAUCUCUGACCUAGAUCGAAUUAACCCAGAAUCUCUGCGGUCCGAUCGGUUCCUGUCCUCCCCAGCCAUGAUUCCGACCGACCCAAAUGACCCUUUUCUCUGAACCAUCCAAUUCUUCUAUCUCGCGAUGGAUUUCGUGCAGUUCUGUGCUUCAGCAGCCUUCGUAUUCUUCCCUAUUUGAGAGAUAUAUAUAUUUUUUCAUUUGGGGGUUGAAAUUUUCUAGCUUUUUGAUUGCAUGGGCGAUCUCCAAGUUUGGCUGCUGCCACAGCCGAACAACAUCCUGACAGACGACAGCCCGUCCCCAUCCCCAUCGUUGUCACCGUCGAAUAACCCGCGCCCGCUGUCGAUUGGGGCAGACAGCUGGCGGUGGGCUGAGCAGGCGACCUGCGAGAUAAUAUGCCGGAUUCAGCCAACAGUGGUGUCGGAGCAGCGGAGGAAGGCCGUUGUUGACUAUGUGCAGAGGCUCAUUAGAGGAGUACUUGGCAGCGAGGUAUUUCCAUUUGGAUCAGUGCCUCUAAAGACUUAUCUUCCUGAUGGAGAUAUUGAUUUGACUGCACUUAGUUAUCAAAAUGCUGAGGAUGCUUUGGCAAAUGAUGUUCGUAGUGUCCUUGAAGUAGAAGAGCAGAACCGAGAUGCUGAGUUCGAAGUAAAAGACGUGCAAUACAUUCAUGCCGAGGUCAAGCUUGUCAAAUGCCUUGUUCAGAAUAUUGUAGUGGACAUCUCCUUCAAUCAAUUAGGUGGGCUCUGUGCACUAUGCUUUCUUGAACAGGUUGACCGUCUUAUUGGCAAAGAUCAUCUCUUUAAGCGCAGUAUUAUACUGAUAAAAGCUUGGUGUUAUUAUGAGAGCCGCAUUCUUGGUGCUCAUCACGGUCUGAUCUCUACAUAUGCAUUGGAAACAUUGGUCCUUUACAUCUUCCAUCUCUUCCAUUCUUCCUUACAUGGCCCCCUGGCGGUUCUUUAUAGGUUUUUGGACUAUUUCAGCAAAUUCGACUGGGAUAACUAUUGUGUCAGUUUAAAUGGUCCAGUUGCUGUAUCUUCUCUGCCAGAAAUAGUGGCUGAGACACCGGAAAAUGAUGGUGGUGAUUUGUUGCUUAGCAAGGAAUUCCUUAGGAACUGUGUAGACAAGUUCUCAGUUUCAUCAAGGGGGCUCGAGAGCAAUGCGAGAUCGUUUCCUCGAAAGCAUCUGAACAUAGUCGAUCCUCUGAAAGAAAAUAACAAUCUUGGUCGCAGUGUCAGCAAAGGUAAUUUCUACCGGAUACGUAGUGCGUUCACAUAUGGAGCUCGAAAGCUUGGGCGAAUCCUUCUAUUGCCAGGAGAGGGUAUUGUGGAUGAACUCAACAAGUUCUUCAUGAACACGUUGGAUAGACAUGGAAGUGGAGAAAGGCCGGAUGUGCAGGAUCCUGUCCCUAGCUUUCGGGAGAGUAAGCCGUAUGUUGUUAAUGGGUCCGGCGAGAAAUGCACAGAGGAUAUGCCAAUUUCAGGAUAUCUGUCCUGUGAUUCCCAUGGCACUAUGGGGGAGGGUACGGUCGAUCAUCACAGGGUGUUAUAUGAGGAGAUCGAUAAGAUUCGGAUUUCAGGCCCAGAAAAGAAACAUAGUAUGACUGGCAUGCAAGUGGGAAGACAGUUGCCCAAUCAUCAGGCUGUUGGAAAUGAUCUGCAAAGAAGUAAUAAAGUGGCCCAUGCUUCAACACUGUUGGGAUCUGAUUGUUCGACAGAGGCAGAUUUCGUUUCAGGUAGUCGCUUGGCAGGGGAUGCAAAAGAACUUGCUACCAACCAAGUUUUGGGUUCAAGAAUCACAAAUGAGAUGCAUAAAUUGUCCUCUCCCAAUAGUGAAUCGGGUACUUUGUCGUUUGGAAUGGUACGCCAUGCCCCCCAUCUCUAUUUCAAUCACUCAGUGCUGGAAAAUGGGAAGAUUGAGAACGGGAAUCCAGAUCAAACAAAAUUGAUGAACUCCGGCAUUCCUGACAAUAAAGCAUCAUCAAGGAUUAGAGCUCCUGGUGAAGAAAUCAGCACUGUUUCAUGGCUAGAACCUGAUGGGAGCAAGCUUGCAAGAAACAAUACAUUCCCAUCACGCACUAAUCACAAGACUUCUUCUGGUGUCAUUGCUGCUGACCAUUUACUGGUUCCGGGUUUGAACGCUUAUCCAACGGAAGAUCCAUCUCCUAGAAACCAAUCACUGGCUACAAAUAACUCUGAGAAUUUUCUAGAGUCUAGUAGUAGGAGCAUGGACUCAGCUGGCCCUUCUGGGAGUCAUGAAGCUCUGAAUGGUUUAGCAGACCUCAUCGGAGACUAUGACAGUCACCUUAAGAGUCUGUUAUAUGGUCAGCAGUACUAUGAGUACAUCUUAUGCAGUCCAGUUAUACCUGUCCCUCCAACAUCGCCAUCUCAGUUUCACAAUAGGCACCCAUGGGAUGUUCGUCGGUCGCCACACGUGAAGCGUAACAUGUUCACACACAUGAAUGCGAAUGGUGUUGUCACUGGACCACCCUUUUCUUCUGCAUCUGGAUAUUAUCCAGUGAACCCACCCUUAAUAUCUGGUGCUUAUGGUGUGGAGGAAAUGCCAAAGCCGCGGGGAACGGGCACAUACUUUCCUAAUACGAAUCAUCGUUCGUAUAGGGAGAGACCAUUGCUAGGGAGAGGGAGGAAUACAGCGCCAGUGACUCAGUUGCUGAGACCCCGAAACAAUGGCCGGGCAGUAACACCACCAGACGGGUCAAAUUUGCCAGAGAAAGGCAGUCAAGAGCCACUACCACAGACGCAGCUUGCACAACACCCGGUUUUCAGCGGAAACGGCCGUGGGAAGCCCGGUCCUUUGGAUUUCAUCUCCACGCAUCAAACUCCGAGGGGGUUCACUCAUGCCAUUGCCAAUGGUUUCACAUCACCACCGGAGAGGCUCGAGUUUGGUACUUUUGGGUCUGUACAGUUGGGUGCUCCCCCACUGGAACAAGGCCGGCAGCUUGAGUCUGGUGUUCUACAGCAUAUUCAGGGCUCUGGACAGAUCUUUCCAACGUCGGCGGCUCCAAGAUCUGGGUCGAGCGUGAAUCAGGAAAGGGCUGCACAAUCGUACCGUCUAAAAGAUGACGAAGACUUCCCUCCUUUGUCUGUCUGAAUGCGAUAUGAAGGUCUUCUGCAUAUAUAGAGAUAGAUGGGUAGGAAAAAGAGAAAAAGAAAAGGGAAAACAGUAUAAUGCUAACCAAUCUCGGCUUUCGCUUCUCCCUGUUGUGGUGCAAGAGCAUUUUGUACAUUCUUCUGAUUCUUUGUUUUGUUUUUUUAUCCCUUAAUUAUCAUCAUCCCCUUUUGAUCAAGUGGGUUUAUUCUGGAUUUAUUGUCAAUGUUUUUUUCAGCCCCGUCUUUUUUUCUAUGACCAUGUGGGUGAUAAAAACACAAGUUUAUGAUAUUUUAAAAUUGUUUUGCA